Carassius gibelio (silver crucian carp) is the source of this 4244-nucleotide messenger RNA. Its product is annotated as GTPase IMAP family member 8. The record is from RefSeq and is a predicted model, not a curated record. Bases 218 to 3631 code for a protein of 1137 amino acids. Gene Ontology annotation, molecular function: GTP binding. The transcript is spliced from 7 exons. Lineage: Eukaryota; Metazoa; Chordata; Actinopteri; Cypriniformes; Cyprinidae.
GUCAGCACUAGAGGGCAGGUUUAUGAUACAUUACAGUAGAUAAUCUCACGACAGUCUUCUUAAAUCUCUGUUUCUUAGUGUAAUCGAUCUCGUGAGUGAGGAGUGAAGUCUGUCGAUGUGUUUUGGAGACUCCAGAGAGACUCAGAUGAGUUUAUAUGUGCACAUUUCAUCUUCAUUACAAUACAUCUGACUUUUGAUUUCAAGGCGUUGGCGGAAAAUGGCACUUGGUGCAGACUAUACACGAAUGCUAUCGACUGCGAGAGUAAAAGAGAAACUGGGCUUAAGUAUUCCAGAUUUCAGUCUCCCCAGCAUGAGGAUUGUUCUCCUGGGGAAGAACGUGUCAGAUAACAGUCGAGUGGGAAACUUCAUCUUAGGAACAGAUGCGUUUAAGAGUGAAGCUCCUGAUGAGAAGAUGCUCCAUCAGAGCAGUCAGAGAGUUGGAGGAAAACUAAAGAAAAGUCACGUGACUGUCAUCAUCAAUUCUCAGGUGUUCCAGCCAAACAUCUCAGAUCAUCAGAUCACACAGACGGUGAGAGAGUGUGUGAAUCUGUUUGAUCCAGGACCUCAUGCCUUUAUACUCAUACUGAAGCAUAAAGACUUCACCGAGGAGGACCUGAGAAGAGUGAGGUGUGUGCUAAAAGAGUUCAGUGAAGAAGCCAUUAAACACACUAUAGUGCUCACGACUGAUGAAGAGACACAUGGUGGUCAACAGGCUUCUGUGAAAGUUAAUGAAUUCAUUCAACAGUUAACUGAAGAGUGUGGAGGAGGACACCUUCAGUUUAAGGAUAAAAAAACAAUCCGCUCACAGAUUUUCAAAAGAGUUAAGAAUGCACUGAAGAUAAAAUAUCAUCCUGAGACAAUGGAAGAAACACCAAAGAUCGCCUCAUCAGUGGACGCAGAAGACAGCGGAUCCAUGGAUUCUGAUCUCUCAGAGGAUGAAAAUAUUGAUGAGAGCCAUAAAGAGAAAAAGGAAGAAAGAAGAACGCGCGGUUUACCUAAGUUCCCAAACCCUUUUAGCAGGAGAGAGCGAAGUCCAUCUACGGAUAUUCGUCCUGAUAUGUCUAAGCUGAAUCUGGUUGUGUGUGGGAGGGACGAGACAUUAAAAUCCUCCAUAUCAGACCUGAUCCUACAGCAGACAGUCAGAAGAUCAGAGUGUGUGAGGAGAGAGGUGAAGAUUCAUGGCCGUCUGAUCAGUCUGCUGGAGCUUCCAGCUCUGACUCGUCUCUCAGAAGAGGAAGUGAUGCGUCAGACUCUCAGCUGUCUGUCUCUCUGUCAUCCUGGAGUUCAUGCUUUCCUCCUCAUUGUUCCUGUUGGUCCACUUAUUAAUGAAGACAAAGCAGAAAUAGAGAAGAUCCAGAAGAUAUUUGGCUCCAAAGAGCAUUUUGUUCUGCUCUUUGCCACUAGUCUCUCUGUUGAAGGACUUGCAGAAGCUUUUGUCAAGUUCAACACAGAAUCUCAGAGGUUAAUCAGUCUCUAUGGAGGUCAGUACAAAGUGAUGGGGUUAAAGGAACCUGAAAACUCCAGACAGAUCCCAGAACUACUGGAUUAUAUAGAGAACAUGAAGAAUGAACCCUAUUCACCUCAGAUGUAUGUGAAAACACAAGAGAACAAAGUCAGACAUGAACUGGAAGAACAACACAAGAAAGAACUGGAGGAAAUGGAAAAUGAGAUCAAAGAAUUAAAGCAGAAGAUUCAGACAGGAGCUGGAGAUGAACAAGAUGAGGAUUGUCGGAGGAUCGUGCUGAUCGGGAGGACAGGAAGUGGAAAGAGUGCAACAGGAAACACUAUUCUGGGAAGAGAGGAGUUUGAAAGUGACUUAAUUUCAGAUUCAGUGACCACUGUUUGUCAGAAGGGAGUUGGAGAAGUCAAUGGUCGAUCAGUAGCUGUUAUCGAUACUCCUGGUAUCUUUGACACAACACUGCCAGAUGAGCAAGUAGCAGAAGAAAUAGUGAAAUGUGUUUCACUCUCGUCUCCUGGACCUCAUGUGUUUGUCAUUGUGUUGAGUUUGGGAAGAUUCACCAAAGAGGAGAAUGAUACUAUGCAACUGAUAAAAAAGAUCUUCGGUCCAAAAGCUGCUCAGUUCAGCAUCGUUCUGUUCACUGGAGGAGACAAUCUUAAGAGUAAAUCUAUAGAGGAUUAUGUGAAGAGAAGUAACAAUGCAGGACUCAAGAAACUGAUCAGUGAUUGUGGAGACAGAUUCCUGGCUUUCAAUAAUAAUGAAGAACACGACAAAAGUCAAGUGAUUCAGCUGUUCAGCAUGAUAGAAGAGCUGAAGAACAGUAAUGAGGGUCGAUACUUCACUAACAGCAUGUUUGAGGAGGCUGAGAUGUCCAUUAAGAAGAGAAUGGAGGAAAUAAUGAAAGAGAGAGAGAGAGAAAUUCAGGAUCAACAUGAGAAACUGAGAGCCAAAUAUGAGACAGAAAUGGAAGAGCUCAAGAAGGGACUUGAGGAAGAGAGAAGAAAAGCAGAUGAGGAAAAAAUACAAAGAGAGAAGGAGUUCAGACAAAAGGAGGAGAAACUGAUAAAAGCGUUUGAGGAAAAAGAGAAAACAGAGCGACAAAAACGUGUGAUUGAAAACCAGAAACGAUCAGAAGAAGAAAUACAGGAAAGAGCUGAAUAUUAUAGAAAAAUGGAAGAGAUGAAGAGAGAGAUUGAAAACCAGAGAUCACAGUAUGAGAAACAGCAAAGAGAAAGAGAAGAAGAAGAUAGAAAGAGAGAAGAGAAAUACAGACGAGAUCAAGAAAAGAUGAGAAAUGAGAAUGAAUGUGCCAUGGCCGAAUUAAAACAGAAACAAAAAGAAGAAACUAAAAAGAGAGAUUUCGUGGAGAAAAGGAGGAAUGAAGAAGAAGAGAAAGAGAAACAAGAAUGGGUGAGAAAAAUAAAAGAGGCUGAAAAUGACAGAAAAGAGAUUCAAGAGGAAAUUAAAAGACAGCAGAGAGAAUGGGAGGAUAAAAAUAAACGACAGAUGAGAGAACGAGAGGAAGAUGAAAGAACGAGAAAAGAGAGAUAUGAGGAUCAACUGAGAGAAAAACAAGAAGAACUGGAGAAAAUGAGAAAGAGAUUUGAAAGAGAGAGAGAAGAAGAACGACAGAAGAUUGAGGAGGAGAGACGGAAACAGAGAAGAGAGAAAGAAGAUAAAGAGAGAGAAUAUGAACGAAUGAAAACUGAAACGGAAAGACAUUAUGAAAGACUAGAGCGAGAGAGAAAAGAGGAGUGGGAGAGAAGAAAAAGAGAGGAUGAUGAGAAACAAGAAAACGAGAGAAAGAGAUGGAAGAAAGUGAUUGAAGAUCUGAAACAUGAACAAGAAGAAGAGAUUGUGCGGAGAGAAAGAGAGGAGAAGGAGAGAAAGGAAAGAGAAGAGAAAGCGCGAGAUGCAAUGAAAGAGAAACAUGAGAUAGAAAUAAGAUCCUUGAUGAAGAAACAUGAAGAUGAAGCCAGAAGACAAGCAGAAGAACUGAAUGAUCUGAGAGAUGGAAAAGAGGAGCUCAGACAGAUGCUGAAUAAGGAUCAAAAACAGUAUGAAUUACUGGAAAAACUCUUUCAACAUUUCAAAGAAGAGAAAAGUGAGGAAGUGGAAAAACUAAAAAAGGAGAUUGAGGAUUUAAAAAAUAGAUGGUGUUCUGUUAUGUGAAGCUUUUUUUCCUCUUUAUAAAGGAGCCAGAAUUAAAGCUCUGGUGUAAGUGAGCUAGCACACAUAAUAAAACCAGCACAACCGAUGAAACAUCAAGUCCUGCAGGCUUUAGAGGUUAAUAUGAGGGAGACUGUCACACGUCGGUCAGGCUUAUCACCCACAGCGCACUCUCUCACUCGAGCAUUAAUCACCAGCACCUGUUCACAAUCCAGUCAUUUAAUCACCAGCACCUGAUCUCAUUCAUCUCACCACCACAAAAGCCCACACCUCAGUCAGUCUGAUCUCGUAGCUGCACAGCGGAAACCUCCCGCUUACAAGCUACUAGCAUUGACUCUCUACUAACCUCUCUACCUAGCUCUUUGUCUGUACUCUUUCUUUCUGUAUUUAGAGCUCUUUUGUCCAGUCAUCAUAACCCUGCUCAACACUGCCUCCAGAUUCACUCACUUGCACACAAUAGAAUUCGUAAAAACAGAAAUGCAAACUCAGAAUAUGAUGCAAACCUGCUAUAGUUAAAUAACACAUAUCCUUUUAUUUUUUCACUGAAUUUAAUUUUUAUAAAGUACCAACUGCGCUGUCAAGUUAGCAAUGCUGGAACUGAUGUGUGUGUGUGUGU